UGCCAUCUUCGUCAAGGCUCGAGGCAAAUCUUUUCCGUCGCACAAAUAGAUUUUGGUGACAGAACAAGUAAGUCCACAACGUAAUAAAUCUCUCGACGAUUUGGCGACAAUGACAGAUUCUCUCCCAUCAACAACUACAGACCGCAACUUGGAGAAAGGCGGUGCUGAGGAAGUUCGAGUGGGACGCAGCAAUGGUCGCAUCUUUUCGGCUAUCCAGGCGAUUGCGGUAAUCUCGAUCGUGGCUGCGGUCGCCUUUGUGGCAGGCCGGUCAUGCCGCCAUGAUGAGUCAUUCCCCAUGCCCGCUGCCACUACCACUGUCGGUGAUUUGGUUCGUGAUGAUAAUGGUACGCUUGCCCAGUUGGUACGUGACAUGGCCGCCGUCAAGAAGGAAAUCAAGAAGAUCAAGUCUACGGAACCGUGCAUUGGUACCUCCAAUGGAUGGAGCCAAGGAAAUUGGCAAGACGAGAUCUUUGUGCAAGUGAACACUACCGCUUGUGGCUUUGCAGCCGAUAGCAAACCAACCUACUUUACGUCGCUUUCUGGAACCGGAGAUGACAUUGGAUCGACCUAUGGUGCGGCAUCCAUCCGGGAUCCAACACCCGAUGGGUUCACUGUCUACGUCCACUACAACUACCACCACCACCUCUCCCCCAAUACUGCCGGCAAGAAUGACUACCGCAUUCAGUGGGUUGCCUAUGCAGACCUCAAUGCCACACAGGAAUUGCAUCCUGCUUCUGCCUAAUAAAAGCGAGCAAGGAAGCAAUCAUGAAUAUGAGGCUGCUGUGGCGGACGUAUUCGUCGCCCUUCAUCAACCUCUGGGAUCAAAUCGGAAUGAAAUACAAAAGAAAUCCAGUAAAGAUAUUCUAAUAAAGCAAUCAAUUAGGAUAAAAUGAGCUUGCGAACAAGAGUGCCAAUCAAAUAAUAUAUUGUUCUGUUUCGUUCUCUAUCAGGAUACAUGUAGGCUGUAC
This is a messenger RNA of Seminavis robusta, 968 nucleotides long. The record is from the annotation of a GenBank genome assembly. Lineage: Eukaryota; Bacillariophyta; Bacillariophyceae; Naviculales; Naviculaceae.